Molecule: messenger RNA, 3255 nt
Organism: Helicoverpa zea (corn earworm)
Lineage: Eukaryota; Metazoa; Arthropoda; Insecta; Lepidoptera; Noctuidae
Exons: 1
Coding region: 1-3255 (1084 amino acids)
Source: RefSeq, a predicted model, not a curated record
AUGGGUAAAAGGCCCUCUGAAUCUAAGCGCAAAGACAAAGAUGGAGAAACGAAAGUUCUAUUCAAAAAGUCAAACGCAACCAUGUUCGUACACUCAAGAACUGGUUCGGCGACAUCACAGCUAUUUUCUAGAAGCGGUAUGCUACUCAUCAAGAAGAACUUAGAGAACAAUCACAAUUACUACACGGACAGAGGCAAACUUAAAAGGGAUUUGAGUGUUGAAACAGACUUUUGUAUAAUGCGCAGGUACUACAGAGGUAAGAAGAACAAAUUGUCCACACAAGACGGCUCCGCCAAGUCCAAAUACUCCACAGUAGUCGACACAGAAGUGGAAACUAUAGAAGAGUUCCCAGAUAUGAGUGCCUGUGGUGAUAAUGAUACUGAUAAUAAAAGUAAUCCACCUCUAGAUCUAGCAUCAGUAAUGCUAGAUAAUCUUAAAGAUCUCAUUAACCAAUGGAUUCAAAAACAUUUGCUAGAGAAUAAAGAUACAAAACAGAAAAUAGAUACAGUGUUGGAUAAUUUAAUGCAGAAGUUAGAUCAAAAAGGGAAUUUAGGAUCAUCUUCGGGAUCUACAUAUGUCCUGCACAGGGAAGCUACCAACCAAGAAGUUAAAAACAAAAAGGUUUCGACCGCGUCCAUUACUCGUCAAUAUUGCAAACAUUCACGUAAUGUAAAAGUUGGAUCUUCCAGUAACAUCAGUGAAAAGUCGUCAUCCCUCACUCUCCCUUUACAAUACAAAGAUAUCAGAAUUAUCUCUACUUUGAGUAUUCCAAGAAGUUUCCAUAAAAGGGGAAUGGAAGAAAAGAAAGAUGAGCACGGCUCUUGGUACAAGAUGAAGAAAAUCAAACAUAAGAAUAUAAUUCUUUCCAUUGAUAAGUCAAAUAAACUAAUAGAUUCAUCGAGCUACGAUUUAGUGGCGAUAUCUACUAAAUCAUUGACGAAAAGAUGCAAUUACGAUAUGAAUGUAAAGAAGAAAAAGCGUCAUAUUGUAUUUUUUCCAAAGCCUUUUUAUAAAAGCGCUACAGAUAUUUCAAGUACUACAAAUAAUGAACACUCCAAGAUUAAUAACAUUGAGAUUACUAAACAUCAUUUAGAUGAUAUGCCGAGCGUUUUGAAAAGCCUUUACUACAAUGAUCCUGUUAUAACAAGUACACUUGAUAAAAAUAUUCAAUAUGACACUAGAAAUGAUAAUUGCACCAUGACUGAAAAAAAUUCGAAUGAAUUAAUAAAUAAAGCUAGAUCUGAAAAGACAAAAGAUGGAUACGUUAAAAUAAAGAAUGGUAAAUGCCUGUAUGAGGGUGAUCAAAGCGAACCCAUCGUUACUAUUGAUUUUGUAGAUCAAAAAGUUAAAUAUCCUACUCCGAAAAAUUCCAAAACUAUGAAAAUUACUAAAGAAGAAAAUCUCAAAAUUAGUAAGAGCUAUAAGAAAAUUUCAGACAAAGGUAAAAUUAACAAACGGAAGAAGCGUACACCAAAUAAAUUGACCUCGAAUUUUAAAACACCCAAAUACCAAAAUAUUCACAACAAACAAUUUACGUUUCUCUACAAGAAAGCAAAUGAUCAAAUGUCUCAAGGCAAAGAAUUCAUGAAACAUUGUCAAAAUAUUAUCCAGUAUUUUGAAGAUUACAAUGGAAACAAAAAUAUCAAACUAGAUGUUCGCAUAAAUGUAUUCCCGAUAUUUGAAAAUAGGACCAAAGAUGUAUGUACAAAUAUUAGUAACGAAGCUUCUGGUAUUCAUGAUACUAUGGGUGGCCCUACUCUCCUGUACAAUGUGCGACCUACUCAAGAAUGUGCACCGGUACAAAUAGAUGAAGAAUCUUUAAAAGAUCCAACAGAAAACAGUUCAUGUAACUACGUUCCUGAAAUCAUUCCCCUACUUGAUGGCGCAGUUAGUCAAACUAAAUACAUUUUCAAUGAGAAUCCAAGAGAAAAACUAGACACAGUUUCUAAACAUAACAGUGUUAUAGAACAAGGUACUUUAACAAGUGAACUAGAGAUAGUGCAAGAGAUUAGUGAGCUUCGAUCAGUUAUAAAAGAUUUGGCUGCAGCAGCUGAAAAAUUUGUAAGUGAGCAGGUGAAAAGAGACUCGAAUAAGUCAAAUGCUCAACAAACCAACAUUUCGGGAAACGAAAGCAACAUUUUCAUAUCCAGUCCAAAAGCAGAAACAGCUAAUCAAAAAAAUCCAUCCAUAGCUGUACAAUAUUCCAGAGAGUUUAACGAGAAACAGAAACUGCUAUCGGGCUUGAAGAUAUCUAAAGAACCAAAAAAGAAAGACAAUUUUGAGUUUUACAAUAGACUCGCCAAGAAAAGCACUUCGUACCGUAUUAUUGAUAGCGAGUCUAUACUCAGAGUGACGGACAUGACAUCUAAAGGUAAUGAGUUUAACGAAUACAAGCUGAUGCAUGCUGACGAAGCUUUAACGUGUUGUUUACCUAAAUCAAGAUCUUUAUUUGAAAUGACAUCAGAUCAAAUACAUGGGCGAAAACUAAUAGCCAUGUACUGUGAUGGAUAUCAGAAAUGUACCCAAUGUCGUGUCUGUAGUGUGCAUCCAGCUCCAUCUUCAAGUUCAGAAAGUUCAAAAAGCACUUUUAAAAAUUGGUUCUGUAGGAAAAGGAAGGUCGACAGGUGUUGUGUGAAGAAGAAAGAAACUCCUCCUCCCGCUAAAAAAAAGAAAAAAAAGAAAGUCGAAAAGAGUUUAUCAUCAUGUGUGUGUAGAUUGGCUUCUAUGUCUGCAGAUUCGGAGCCGCAAGAGAAGCCAGAAAAGCAAGAGAAACCAAAGAAAAAAAAAAAGAAAGUAGAAAAGAGUUUAUCAUCAUGUGUGUGUAGAAUGACUAGUGACGCAGAUUCGGAUCCUAAUAAUAUAACCAUGUUGAAACCAGAGAGUCUAAAUUUUGGUUACUCUUCUACGAUGUCCAUUCCUCAAGAAAAACCGCAUGAAAAGGUGAAAGAGAAACGGAAUUAUUUGGAUGAAGAAAACAACAUAAGUGUGUGUUGUGACAUGACCAAGCAAAAAUGUAAGAAAGUGCGCAAAGGAAUGGGCUUCGGUGAAGGUUGUGUGUACUGUUUAUUAAUGUGGAUACCUAUCUUAAUCAUAUUAAUUUUGCUAUACGUAUUCGUGUUAAAAAAGAAUAUGAAUUACCCCGACGAAGUGAGGGUCGUCGGCCGACAAGGACCGGAGAGAGCGACAACCAGACCCAUUCCGCGGCGGAACCAGUCUUCACUCUUUUAUGUUAAACUUGCUGAUUUAGGAUUUUAA